This is a messenger RNA of Capsicum annuum, 1152 nucleotides long. RefSeq names its product F-box protein At5g49610-like. NCBI's taxonomy places the organism in Eukaryota, Viridiplantae, Streptophyta, Magnoliopsida, Solanales, Solanaceae. The transcript is spliced from 3 exons. The coding region runs from base 1 to 1152 and encodes 383 amino acids. The record is from RefSeq and is a predicted model, not a curated record.
AUGAAUAACUUCAAGUCAGAUUCGUCUCUGCCAGUAAUAGCUUCUUCAGAGCUUCCAUCUGAUGUAGCUUUCGAGAUAUUAACCCGAACAUCCUUAGAAACACUAGAUACCUGCAAAGUAGUAAGCAAAAGCUUCAUGCAAAGUUAUUGUCGUAGAACCAACAAUAUUUCAGGUUACUUCAUUCAAGGUAUAGAUAACUCCAGGUACAUUUCGGAGUUUGUUUCAAUGGACGAUUGUUCAGGAAAAAAUCCACUGUCACGCCUACCAGUUGAAGCCUUGAAACCAAAAGAUAGAUUUUUCAGCAUUUACGGUAGCAACAUAAAAAUUGAGGCAUCUUCGAAGCAAGGGAUUUUGUGUUGUGUGAGAUCAAUAAGGUACAACAAUCAUAGGUACUACAUUUGCAAACCUAGUACUAAAGAAUGGAAAGUGUUGCCGAAUCCCAAACUGAGGUAUUCGACAGUCAAAGUUGCUUUAGUGGUACUUAAAUCAAAUCCCUUGCAUUUCAAGAUUAUUCGUUUGUCAAAAGACCCACCAUUUGGUUCUAGGCAUUUGGGACCUGGCAAUUAUUGUUGUGAAAUCUUCGACUCUCAGACUAAUGCAUGGCGACAAGCAAAUAUGAUCUCGCUUUCUGAAGAUGCAUCUUUCAAGCAUCAUUUUAUACCUAUUAAUGCAAGUGGUUUAAUUUAUCUUUUGACAACUGAUGAUCAAGUAAUAGUCCUAAACUACGAUGGAGAAGAAGCGUAUCCCAGAUUUUAUCUUCCUGAACAAGUGGCUCGAAAUGAAGAUUAUACACUCAAAAAAAUAAUUUCAUAUGAAGGCAAGUUGGGAUUUAUUUGUUUGUCUCCCAGUGGAAUUUUAGAGCUUUGGUGCAUUGACAAUAGAAUAGAUCACUUUUGGAGGAAGGAACAAGAAGUUGAGACUGAAAACAUCAAGAGGGUGACGAAUUACCCAAGUCCGAUUGAUUUCUACAAUAGUGAUGUUAUUUUACUGAUGGGUUUCAACGUAUUUAUAUUUUACAAGAAACAAAAUGCAAACUUGCAUGUAGUUGAAUUGGAUAGGUUAAAUUGUCCUACUGAAAUAUUUCCUUUUUGCUCGGAUGUAGAGCCAAUUAAUUGGCCGUUCGAGCGCAAAAGAGAAAAACGGGGGCAGUGA